CUGUUAGCACGACUGGGAAGCUAAAAACAGUCCCUGCUUCCUUGCUACUAAUUUGGUUUAGUAAUGUUACCGCAUUUUGUUCACGUACGAAGAGUUGCCUUCGCAGACUAGUCUCGGACACAUAACUCGUUUUCGAAAGCGUUCAACUAUAAAAUAGUUAAAUUAGCUCGCUGGCUGGAUGUGUUGAACCUCGUCCUGUGCUGUGCUCAUCUUUCCAUUUGCAAGGAUGGAUGGUUACUCCGGAGUCAUUGACGGCGAUUCAACUAAACAGCAAGAAAGACAUUACUACCUGUUAUCUGAGCUGCAAACCUUAGUCAAAGAUUUAUCAAGCUCCUUCCAGCAGCGCCUGUCCUACAACACGCUAAGUGACCUGGCUCUGGCACUCAUAGACGGGACAGUGUAUGAGAUUGUGCAGGGCCUCCUGGAUAUUCAGCAUCUGACAGAGAAAAAUCUGUACAACCAAAGGCAAAAGUUGCAUGGUGAACACCAAGCACUCAAACAAGAUCUUGUUCGAAAACACAAAGAUGCUCUGCAGUCGUGCAAGUCUCACAACCUUGCACUUCUCAAAUCAAACCAACAAGCAGAGCUCGAGGCUCUGGAAGUUCGUGUGCGGGAGGAGCAAAGAAUGAUGGAUAAGAAGAUUGUGGCAGAAAUGGAUCAAAAAGUAAUUGACCAGCAGAACACUCUGGAGAAGGCAGGAGUUCCUGGGUUUUAUAUCACCACUAAUCCUCAGGAGCUGACAAUGCAGAUGAACCUACUUGAACUGAUCCUCAAGCUACAACAAAAGGAGUCACAAUCCUGAGUAACACGAGAAAGACACAGAGUUCCAAAUGUGUCACAAGUCAAGUUAUUCAGUGGCCACGGAUGCAUCGACAAUGCUAUCUCUGAGAAGCAACAAGUUCAGACACAGAGUUUUGAACAGAAGUUGUCUGAGUGUAAGUAUUGGCAGUGUUAUAAAUCUGCAAGAGAAAGUUGGUUCAAGUCCUGGAGGAGAGACGUAGGACACUGUGACAACUUAAAUGCUUUUCUCACAUUGUGCAAUUAGGAAGACCCAUUGCAUACAUGUUCCAGGACACAAAGAGAUGAAGACAGAUGACUUAAACUGGUGUUAAAGCUGUGGCAUUCUUACAGUGUGAUGGUCGCCUACAAACCACCAAAGACCCACAAAUGUCUCCCAAUGUCUUUGGAGCAGUUUGCAACGUUUCAUGUGGAAAGGGAAGUUUUAUUGAUUUAUGUGCCCAUUUUUGAGCGACAGUAAUGUCGACACAUUAAAAUCAAAGCUGGACUCUUCAAAAUUCCAAAUGUUAUUGCUGUUUGUUGGCGGUAUAUCGGUUCUUUAUUUAUGGCCUCAUUGUGCUGAUUUAAAAUGUGUAAAAUAUAAAGGAGGUGUGAAAC
This is a messenger RNA of Mugil cephalus (flathead mullet), 1395 nucleotides long. RefSeq names its product DiGeorge syndrome critical region gene 6 (gene dgcr6). The record is from RefSeq and is a predicted model, not a curated record. The coding region runs from base 227 to 802 and encodes 191 amino acids. Lineage: Eukaryota; Metazoa; Chordata; Actinopteri; Mugiliformes; Mugilidae. The transcript has 5 exons.